GUGAUGGGAUAACUCUGAUAAAAAAAAAAGGAAUACAAGAGGACGGACAUGCUGUGCUCGGCCUCGUCGCCGCCUCCUCCCGCCGGCGGGCAUGCCGCCGCCGACCACCACGCGCGCCUGAGGUCCGCGGCCGCGCGCUCCGACCUGCCGGGCGCGCUCGCGGCCUUCGCCGCCAUGUCCUCCUCCGCGUCCGCCAGCCCCGUCCUCCGCACCUUCACUUCCCUCCUCAAGCUCUGCGCGGCGCGCGCCGACCUCGCGACCGGCCGCGCCGUCCACGCGCAGCUCGCCGCGCGGGGGCUCUCCGCGGAGUCCCUCGCCGCCACGGCGCUGGCCAACAUGUACGCCAAGUGCCGCCGGCCGGGCGACGCGCGCAGGGUGUUCGACCGUAUGCCCGUGCGCGACCGCGUCGCCUGGAACGCGCUCGUGGCCGGGUACGCGCGGAACGGGCUCGCCGGCGCCGCCAUGGAGAUGGUCGUCCGGAUGCAGGAGGAGGACGGCGAGCGGCCCGACUCCGUCACUCUGGUGUCCGUGCUGCCCGCCUGCGCCGACGCCCAGGCGCUCAGGGCCUGCCGCGAGGUGCACGGGUUCGCGGUCCGUGCUGGCUUCGACGAGCUCGUCAAUGUGUCCACGGCGAUCCUUGACGUGUACUGCAAGUGCGGGGCGGUUGAGGUUGCUAGGGCUGUCUUUGAUCGGAUGCCGGGCAAGAACUCUGUGUCUUGGAAUGCCAUGAUCAAGGGGUAUGCUGAAAAUGGGGAUGCUACUGAGGCUCUCGCGCUGUUCAAGAGGAUGGUGGGGGAGGGCGUUGAUGUGACGGAUGUAUCUGUUCUGGCAGCAUUGCACGCCUGUGGCGAGCUUGGGUAUCUUGAUGAGGGGAGGCGUGUCCAUGAGCUACUUAUGAGGAUUGGGCUGGAGUCAAAUGUGUCGGUGAUGAAUGCUCUGAUCACCAUGUACUCCAAGUGCAAGAGGACCGACCUCGCUGCCCAGGUUUUCGAUGAGGUGCGCUACAAGACACGGAUCUCCUGGAACGCCAUGAUCCUCGGGUGCACACAGAAUGGAAGGUCAGAAGAUGCAGUGAGGCUCUUCUCUAGGAUGCAGCUGAAAAAUGUGAAGCCUGAUUCGUUCACUCUCGUCAGUGUCAUUCCUGCACUUGCAGACAUCUCAGAUCCACUGCAGGCAAGAUGGAUCCAUGGAUACUCUAUCAGGAUGCACCUAGAUCAGGAUGUGUAUGUUCUGACAGCCCUUAUUGACAUGUACGCAAAAUGCGGCCGUGUCAGUAUAGCUAGAAGUCUCUUCAAAUCAGCAAGGGAAAGGCAUGUUAUCACAUGGAAUGCGAUGAUCCAUGGGUACGGCUCACAUGGUUUUGGCAAGGUUGCAGUUGAGCUGUUUGAAGAGAUGAAAAGUUCUGGCAGAGUGCCCAACGAGACAACAUUCCUUUCGGUCCUAUCGGCAUGCAGUCAUGCUGGUUUGGUUGAUGAAGGGCGGAAAUAUUUUUCGAGCAUGAACGAGGACUAUGGGCUUGAGCCUGGGAUGGAGCACUAUGGUACCAUGGUGGAUCUUCUUGGCCGAGCUGGGAAGCUAGAUGAAGCGUGGUCUUUUAUCCAAAAGAUGCCUGUGGACCCUGGCAUUAGUGUUUAUGGUGCAAUGUUAGGCGCUUGCAAGUUGCACAAGAAUGUGGAAUUGGCAGAAGAAUCAGCGCAGAGGAUCUUUGAGCUAGGGCCAGAUGAAGGUGUGUAUCAUGUCCUCCUAGCUAACAUUUAUGCAAAUGCUUCAAUGUGGAAGGAUGUUGCAAGGGUUAGAACUGCUAUGGAGAAGAAAGGCCUCCAAAAGACUCCUGGAUGGAGUAUUGUGCAGCUCAAGAACGAGAUUCAUACCUUCUAUUCUGGAAGCACAAAUCACCAGCAGGCAAAGGACAUUUAUGCAAGGUUGGCUAAGCUAAUAGAAGAGAUCAAAGCUGUGGGGUAUGUGCCGGACACUGAUUCUAUACAUGAUGUAGAAGAUGAUGUCAAGGCACAGUUACUCAACACCCACAGUGAGAAACUUGCGAUUGCAUAUGGGCUCAUCCGCACAUCCCCUGGUACAACAAUUCAGAUAAAGAAGAACCUCCGCGUCUGUAACGACUGUCACAAUGCAACCAAGUUAAUAUCUCUGGUGACAGGACGGGAAAUAAUCAUGAGAGAUAUUCAACGAUUUCACCAUUUUAAGGACGGUAAAUGUUCAUGUGGAGAUUACUGGUAAUGAAGUGUUGAAGGCAGUCUAAUAUGGAUUUUGAGAUGAUAAAACUUCGCACAGCUACUAUACAAGUCUAGCAGGUGCCUUUUGUAUUGGCAUCAUGGCUAAAAUUCUGAAGCACCAGGCAGCUCUUAGCCUCUUAUGAUCAUCUAACCUUCUCAGGGAACAUUCUGUAGAUCCCAGUCCAUUUACAUUGCAAUGAACUCCACUGCCACUUUGAGUGCAUUAAUAGAUGCCAGGUUCAUCAGGCUUGUUGAUGACCAUGUUGGUUCCCCUCCAGCCAGAUCAGAUACUCCCCGGAACACAAUCACAGUUCUGCACUCACCAGUAUUGCAACAUGAAAUGGGGAAUUAAAGCUAAUUACACUAGGAGGGUACCUUCCAUGUCCAAGCGCCUGUAUAAGCAACUAACUUGGGGACACUGACAUCUCCAAAUGACAUUGAAUCAUUAGAGCUUCCUGCUGUGCCAUAAUGGACAAUACCAGACACGGUAAAGACGUCGACGAGAGUUUGUACAGUGACAGCU
This is a messenger RNA of Triticum aestivum (bread wheat), 2754 nucleotides long. RefSeq names its product pentatricopeptide repeat-containing protein At1g11290, chloroplastic. The coding region runs from base 49 to 2235 and encodes 728 amino acids. Gene Ontology annotation, biological process: RNA modification. The record is from RefSeq and is a predicted model, not a curated record. Gene Ontology annotation, molecular function: RNA binding; zinc ion binding; protein binding. The transcript has 4 exons. Lineage: Eukaryota; Viridiplantae; Streptophyta; Magnoliopsida; Poales; Poaceae.